AGAAGCUUAUUAACUACCAAAAUAUGGUUAAAUUCAUCAACUUUUGCUAUGCUUUGGCUUUCACUUUCCUUCAUGUUCUUGUAACCAUGUUCACUUAUUUUGAAGUUGUUCAUGGUGCCAAUCCUACGACUACAUUUUCGGUAUGCGCCCGGGCCCCAUAUCCGGAAAUUUGCACUUAUUUGAUUGGAAAAACAAGCAUUGAAACACCAUUAGAUAUUCGCCAAACUGCCAUUAUGUCCACUUUAUCUCGAGCCAAACAAGCCUAUACAUUAGUUUCGGCUAUGGACUUAAGUUCCUUUGGUCCAAAGGCACAGUCAGCUUGGGCUGACUGUGUGGAGCUUUAUGAGGACUCGGUUUAUCAACUAAACCGUUCUCUUGGUUCCACCAAUAGUCAUGAUAUCCAAACGUGGCUUAGUUCGGCUUCUACAAAUCAUGAAACAUGCAAAAAUGGUUUUCAUGACUUUAACUUGCAAUCAUCUCAUUAUCAAACCUUUCAUUCUCCUCUAAGUGGAUAUUCAAAGUACCUUAGCAACUCUCUUGCAAUAAACAAAGCCAUAACCCCCUUAACUCUAAGCACUAAACAACUAAAAGGGAGAAGACUCAUGUCAAAAGACAAUUUCCCAAAAUGGUUGUCAAAAACCGAUAGAAAACUUCUUGCAACACCCUCAAGUGGGACCUCGGCCGAUAUCGUGGUUGCUCAAGAUGGCUCUGGUGACUACAAAACUAUAACCGAGGCCAUUUCCGCUGUGCCUAAACUUAGGAAAGGAGACUCAAGAUUUGUCAUACAUGUGAAAGCGGGUGUGUACAAUGAGCAUGUGGAAAUCAAGAAGACUAUACAUAACUUGAUGAUUAUUGGAGAUGGCAUGGGUUCUACCAUCGUUACGGGAAAUAAAAAUGUGCAAGAUGGAUCCACUACUUUCCGGUCCGCAACCUUUGGGGUUUCGGGAGCCGGGUUUAUCGCUAGAGACAUGACAUUUGAGAACACGGCUGGGCCUGCCAAGCACCAAGCAGCGGCCUUUCGAUCCGGGUCAGACCUUUCGGUCAUAUACAAUUGCGCCUUCAGGGGUUACCAAGACACAUUAUACGUUUAUUCUGGAAGACAAUUUUACCGAAACUGCUUAAUAUAUGGGACACAAGAUUUUAUAUUUGGUAACGCAGCUGUAGUUCUUCAAGCUUGUAAUAUAUACGUACGAAAACCCCUAAGCGGUCAGAAGAACACAAUCACAGCCCAGGCCCGAACUGACCCAAACCAAAAUACGGGCAUCAUAAUUCACAACUCAGCCGUCUCGGCUAAUUCUGAUUUAAAAGGCUCCGUGGGUUCGGUCCAGACUUUUCUUGGUAGGCCAUGGAAGCAAUAUUCGAGAACUGUUUUCAUGAAAUGCACACUAGACAGCCUAAUUAACUCGGCGGGUUGGCUACCUUGGAGUGGUAACUUUGCUUUGAGUACAUUGUAUUAUGGGGAGUAUAUGAACACCGGUGCUGGUGCUGGCACCGGUGGUAGAGUAAAGUGGCCUGGACACCACGUUAUCACGAGUGCGUCCGAGGCCACGAAGUUUACCGUCGGGGAUUUCUUGGAUGGUGAUUCAUGGGUUCCGGGGUCUGGAUCACCGUAUACUUCCGGGCUUUGAUGAUGUACAAAAGUUUGAUAGUUAAAAAUUUGUUAUGUCAUUAUCAAGUUAUAUAUAAACAAGUAGGAGGAUAUGGUACUUUUUGAAAAGUGACAAGGACUUGUAAUUGUAAUAAAUAGUGUCGAAAGUGAAAACGUUACUACUCUUAAUUAUUUUGUUUGAUA
This is a messenger RNA of Erigeron canadensis, 1792 nucleotides long. Its product is annotated as pectinesterase. The coding region runs from base 24 to 1628 and encodes 534 amino acids. Lineage: Eukaryota; Viridiplantae; Streptophyta; Magnoliopsida; Asterales; Asteraceae. Gene Ontology annotation, biological process: cell wall modification. The record is from RefSeq and is a predicted model, not a curated record. Gene Ontology annotation, molecular function: pectinesterase inhibitor activity; pectinesterase activity. The transcript is spliced from 2 exons.